Messenger RNA from Cordyceps fumosorosea ARSEF 2679, 1257 nucleotides. RefSeq names its product Glycosyl transferase, family 25. The transcript is spliced from 2 exons. Bases 1 to 1257 code for a protein of 418 amino acids. The record is from RefSeq and is a predicted model, not a curated record. NCBI's taxonomy places the organism in Eukaryota, Fungi, Ascomycota, Sordariomycetes, Hypocreales, Cordycipitaceae.
AUGGAAAAGGCGAGCAGCUGGCGCGACCUGCCAUCGUCGCUGCUCGGCGGGGGCCGCUCGCGCCUCAUCCGCAUCGCUGCCUUUGCCUGCCUCUGCCUCGUGCUUACCUUCCUCUACAGCAGCGUCAGCCGCGCCAGCUCCGGCGCCGGUACCUUUGGCGGGCGGCACAAAACAUACACUGGGCCGACAUCCAAGGCCGGAGUGGCGCGGCCAUCGUCGGCAGAGCGACGGCUCAUGGACGCUGCAGGCAAUGCGACGCUCGGCUUCGGCUCGAUCCAGUUCAUCAACCUACCGCUGCGGUUCGACCGGCUCGACGCGGCGACGCUGCAGGCGUGGCUGUCGGGUAUCGACAUGACCGAGGUGCGCGGCGUCUUGGCGGACGAGAUCAAUGACGUGGGCAUGCCCCCGGAGCACCUGACGCGCGUGAAGAAGGGGGAGAAGGGCUGCUGGCGAGCCCAUGCUAACAUCUGGAGCCAGAUGCUCCGCGACAAGACCCCCGCGGUCCUCGUGCUCGAGUCCGACGCCGCCUGGGACGUCGAGGUGCGCGACAUCAUGCGCAACCUCAACCAGCACUUCACCUAUCUCCUCGACGCGCUGCAGUCCAAAACCCUGCGCAACCCCUCCUUCCGCGACCGCGGCGAGUCCGGCGGUCACCCGCUCGCGCUCUCCCCCAACGACCCGUGGCACAGCACACACUGGGACCUGCUCUCCCUGGGCCAGUGCUCCGAGGACCCCGCGCACAAGGACGAGGCCCUGCGCUACCCGGACGAGCACGUCGCGCCCGGCUCCGAUUACUGGGGCGCCGAGCUCGGCGCCGAGCGCGUAGUCCGGCGCUCCGGCGGGCCCGUCUGCACCACCGCCUACGCCGUCUCGCAGACCGGCGCCGCCAAGCUGCUGCUGCGCACCGCCGUCGACCUCGACAACCCCGUCGACCUGGUCAUGCGCCGCAUGACCAUGUCCGGCGACCUCGUCGCGUACAGCGUCGCGCCCACCGUCUUUGGCCAGUGGGAGUACGUCGACGGCAUCGGCAUGCACGAGCGCGGGGCCAACUCGGACAUCCACGGCGGCAACAGCGACGGCGAGCGCAACAUGACGGGCUGGGACGAGGUCAAGCGCACGGGGAGCAUCUGGCGGAGCAGGCAAGACCACGCCAACGUCGUCUCCUUCAAGGACAUGGCGCUGCAGAGGGCCUGGGGCCUGAUACUGGGCGAGUCGCCUCUGGAGGCGAGCCAGUUCAGCGAGGCGGCCGGCAACUGA